Messenger RNA from Pocillopora meandrina, 1482 nucleotides. Lineage: Eukaryota; Metazoa; Cnidaria; Anthozoa; Scleractinia; Pocilloporidae. The record is from the annotation of a GenBank genome assembly.
AAGAAAUACCUCCGAGCCUACCAUUACAUAUCUCCAACACGCUCUGGAAACUACGACUUUAACAUAGCAAUUAGGAAUUUUCAACAUUUCAUGGGUUUACCAGUCACUGGGAAUGUCGACGGAGCCACAAUAAAAAUGAUGAGAAAACCACGGUGUGGUGUAGCAGAUGUCGAAGAUGGUGCUUUCAAAACUCGUAAAAGGCGGUACAGUGUUUUUGGCUCCAAAUGGUCUAAAACGCACCUGACUUAUUAUCUCCAACCCGGCCAGGAUCUGUCGCGUUCAACACAAAACCGAGUAAUCGAACGUGCCUUGCAGUAUUGGAGUGAGGUGUCUCCGCUAACGUUUUCGCGCGUUGGUCAUCCAAGCCAGGCAGAUUUGAAAAUGAGGUAAGCUGCAUGAGGUUCCUGACAUUCUGUCUAUAAAUGUCGGUCCAAAGGCGUAAAGGGUACCAGAAAGCUUUCAGGUAGUCCUUAGCAAGCCACGAAGCUUACUCUUCUCUUAGAUUCCUAUGUCUACAUCCGCAGUGCCCUUUUAGGUUGAUUUGGGAAGGCCUCUUUUUAUUAUACAUUUCAAUAUUAUUCUCCGCAAGUGACCAAUCCAACACUAUCUUUUAGCGUGAACGAUUUCUAUCACCCCCUUCUCUUUCAGUUUUCAGAGCUCAUUGUUGGAAAUCUCUCUAUGCCGAAGGAUAUGCAAGAUUUGUCUGAAAGGAAUACGAAUUUUUAAGUCUAAAUUGGCUAAAUCGAAUAUAAGUAUUCCUGUCAAAAGAAAUAGUUAAAGAAAUAAUGACCAAAAACUGAAAUGUGGGAAAUAACGGGGAGGAAUGUGACCCUGAGAUAAAAACCAGUUGCAGAACUAAGCUUAGGAAAUAAGGUUUAUAUCGGUGUAAACUUUAACAAAAGAUAGUAGCCAAAAUAUUUUUUACAUCAAUCCUUUUGUGAUGCUAUAAUUGCUGUUGAUUUUACAAAACAAAAUAAAGUAAGCAAUGUUUUGCGGUGCUAACCAGGUCGCUUCUACUAGACAAUUCGUUUCGCAAACGUGACAUUUGGGAUGAUUCAGACGAAAAAUCCUUGUCGUUAAAUCAAACGUGGAAAAGUUUUAUCCAUUGUGCUGCGAUUGUAUUUAUUCAACCAUAGUUUUGGCCCAAGAACUCACGAAGGAACUUCAGAAGAAAACACGUGCGGUUACCCUUUUGAUGGAGAAGGUGGUGUUCUGGCGCAUGCAUUCGCGCCAUCUGAUGGUCGACUCCAUUUUGAUGAAGAAGAAACCUUCACUGACCUCUCUGAACAAGGAACCAAUUUGUUGUACGUUGCUGUUCAUGAGAUUGGACACAAUCUUGGUCUGAGGCAUUCCUGCGUGCGAGAUGCAGUGAUGUACCCGGCUUAUCUGGGAUACAAGCCUGAUUUGAAGCUUCACAGUGAUGAUAUUUCUGGCAUUCAAUCACUUUAUGGUAAGUUUUGCUAUUUAAUCUCCCGAUUUUGA